ACCUAUCUGUCGGUGGGGAGAGGGGUUGCACGGACGCGCGUUGGAUGGUACCAGCUCAGGUCUGUAGGAGAUGGGGGUCGAGGGACGGUCUGCAAUGGACACGUGUCCGACCCAUCCUGGCAAUGUGGGAUAUGGUAGGACAUCUCAGGCUGGGCGCACGUCAUGAGGAGAUUGAGGGGUGGGAGGGCCAAACGCGAUGGAUCAACGUGAGCUCUGGCGAUGGCGACGUGGAAGAUCUGAUCGAUCGCAACCUGGUGAAAGCCACGAAACCGGAGGAAAGAUCGGCCGAGAGCAAUGCGCGCAGGCUGACAACAACCAGGCGGGAAGCAUUGUCAUUGUACCGCAGCGUUCUUCGAGCCUCUCGGCUUUUCGAGUGGAGGGAGGUGAUCCGACAAAGUGCGCGCCAGGAGUUUGAACAGGCACGGUUUGAAACGGAUCCUGAAAUGGUUGCAAGGCUGUUAGUUGGAGGAAGAGAUGCACUGCAUCAAGCACUGGAAAGAUUUGCAUCGAAGCAGGAGCAAGUCAUGGAGAAGGACUUCGAUCCGGAGAAGAAGAAUCGGUGAUGAAACGAAACUUCGGAGUAUUGUUCUUUGGGACGUCCAUUAAAAUUGGAACAAUACAGAGAAGUUUACCAUGGCCCCUGCGCAAGGACGACACACAUAAAUUGAGAAAAUUGUCCAAAUUAUAAAAAACAGCAACAACAACAACUAGGGAGUCUGGAGUAUUUUCCAGUUGGUAGUUGCUGCAUGGUAUAAUUUGGCAAUCUGCUGUGGUAAUAGGAGGGGUGCAAGAGGGAGACCUACCAGGGUGAGGGAGAUUGCUUGUUUUGCGGAGUGUGGAAGAUGUGAAAGAAUGCUCUUGCCGGAAUGCGUCAUAAGAAUGAGAAAAAGAUAAUGACGUUCACAUUUGGGGGAGGACUGGAGGAGCGGCGUAGACAGUCGUAAUGCCGCCGCCGCAGUGGCUGCAAAGUUUUUUGACUUACAACGGAUUAUUAAACCGAAAACAAAGUGCACCUUCGAGC
Messenger RNA from Chara braunii, 1021 nucleotides. Lineage: Eukaryota; Viridiplantae; Streptophyta; Charophyceae; Charales; Characeae. The record is from the annotation of a GenBank genome assembly.